Messenger RNA from Striga hermonthica, 795 nucleotides. NCBI's taxonomy places the organism in Eukaryota, Viridiplantae, Streptophyta, Magnoliopsida, Lamiales, Orobanchaceae. The record is from the annotation of a GenBank genome assembly.
AUGGGGAACAAUCCACAAGAAUCGGCGCCGGUGAAACUGCCGCUGGCCCCUAUACUCUCAACUCCACCUUCCGACCACCGGAGACCCAGCCCACAGCAACCUAGCCCUCCGCUACCGCCGCCGCCUCCGCCGCCACAGCAGCAUAGCGACGGUGGCUCCCCAGGUCCAGAUCCAGAUCCGGAUCCGGCCACCGCAAGCGCCUCCAACCCAAAGGAACCCCCGCCUGCCGUCAUGUACAAGGAAUGCCUCAAGAACCACGCGGCCAGCAUGGGUGCCCACGUCGUCGACGGGUGCGGCGAGUUCAUGCCCGGCGGCCAGGACGGCACGCCGGAGGCCCUCCGCUGCGCCGCGUGCGACUGCCACCGCAACUUCCACCGGAAAGAGCCCGACAGCGUGAACAACCUCCACCCCGGCGCCAACAACAGCCACCGCCGGAAUCCAUCCUCGGCGCCUCCUCCACACCUCAGUCCCCACUACACCAUGGUCAGCUUCGGUGGAGGGGAGUCGUCCAGUGAGGAUCUCGACGCCCUUCAGGCCGGUGGCGGCCACACGGCGGCAGUAUCGUCAUCGGUUUCAAAGAAGAGGUUCAGGACGAAAUUCAAGCAGGAGCAGAAGGAGCGUAUGCACGAGUUUGCCACCAAACUCGGCUGGAGGAUUCAGAAGCAAGACGAGGCCGAGGUGCAGCAGUUUUGCACCCAAAUUGGGGUUCAAAGGCAGGUGUUCAAGGUUUGGAUGCACAACAAUAAACAAGCCAUCAAGAAACAAAGAGACUCAGAUCUGAGUAGCCAUAAAUAA